Neoarius graeffei (lesser salmon catfish) is the source of this 1654-nucleotide messenger RNA. Its product is annotated as putative C-type lectin domain family 20 member A. Lineage: Eukaryota; Metazoa; Chordata; Actinopteri; Siluriformes; Ariidae. Bases 160 to 1281 code for a protein of 373 amino acids. The record is from RefSeq and is a predicted model, not a curated record. The transcript is spliced from 4 exons.
UCACCAUCACUGAGUCGAUUCUGGCAAAUUCACACACUGCUUUCAUCAUUUACACUUCACAACACACAGCGAGCUGCUCUGUGACACAAAGCCCUUCUUCUGGGGGCAAAGCACCAUUAUUAUUAUUAUUAUUAUUAUUAUUAUUAUUAUUAUGAGCUGAUGUUGGAUUUUAAACCCACAGGGCAUCACUCCAGCACUGACAUCACCAUGGCAACCGUGUCGUUCCUCUUCCUCCUGUUCUCAGCCUUUUCUCCUCCAGUCCACAGCCGCCUCGCUACCUUCCAUUUAAUUCCGCGUAGGAUGAAUUGGGCUGAGGCUCAGGCAGCUUGCAGAGAGAAAUACACCGACCUCGUCACUGUGGACUCUGAUGAAGACCACACUGAACUGGGAAAUAUAUUGAUUAAGUCUGGUAUCAGUUAUGGAUGGAUCGGUCUCCGUCGUGGUGAGUUCAGUGAGAAAUGGUCGAAUGGUGAUCCUCUAACAUUCAGAAAGGUGACAGGGGCCUGUGGGGCAUCGAUCUGCUGUGCUGCUAUGAAAGCUGAUGGUUCCUGGGAAAGUCUUCAGUGCACAGAUACAAAACCUUUCAUGUGCUAUAAACAAGACGCUUCUUCACAGACUCCUGAUUAUCAUCUAAUCCUUGAGAGUAAGACGUGGUAUGAAGCUCAGCGUUACUGCAGGAGGAACUACACUGACCUGGUCAGCAUCAGAGACGAGCAGCAAAAUGAAGAGGUGAAGACUGAAGGGUUAAACAGCACCACGCCCUUCUGGAUCGGUCUGCGGGGUGACUGGCAGUGGAGUGAUGGAAGAAUCUCUACUUACAGAAACUGGGGGAGGGUUUACCAUUGGGCAUCAUAUGACUGUGCAAGAAUGUAUGAAUGGGGCUGGUAUUCAAGGCGAUGUUAUUAUACAUACCCUGCUCUGUGCUACAGCAGUAAUAUCCAUGUGAGUGAUGUGGCUCUGAGCUGGAGGGCAGCGCUGGAUUACUGCCAUCAGGAGAACAGGGCUGGAAUUCUGAACAUCGAUUCUGACGCUGAUCAGAAAGAGGUGGAGUCUGAGCUCAGGAGGAGGGGCAUUCCCCCAGGCUCCAAUAUAUGGGUGGGGCUCGGACCGAAGCGUCUCUCUGAGAGGAAGGUGUCGUCCCGUCCGCUGACCUGCGAGGACGUAGCGAGACAGACACGCCCUCCUCUGUCUCACUGCCCUGCGGACACACACACUGCAGGCGCAGCUCCUGAUUACGUGCUGGACUCUGAUCGACUUCGAGUCGUGUGUAAAUUGAAAUAAAGUUUUCUUGAUGCUGGAGGAACAGAACACUGACUCCGGCACUAACUGCCCCGAACCCUUCACUGUGCACUUGUUCUCAGGGUGAUGAGUUCAGUCAGGUGUCACAGAGCAGGAAAAGUGUGCAGGAACAGUUCACACACUCGAGCUUUACACAUCAAUUCAUGUUCACAAUAAUAUUUAGAAGAUGUUCUUAAGGCUUUCAGAUGAAUUCAUACAAAUGCACACUGUUUUCAGAUGUUAAUCCUUUUCUCCAGAUUCAUGUUCAUUCAUGUUGUUUCUUUUCUUUUAUCCUACCAACAUAUUAUAAGAAAAUCUCAUUUUUAUUAGCUUCUGCUGUCGUGUCUUUUGUGUUGUUUCUCUUCAUUUGCAGCCG